AUGAUCACACAGCCUUACACUUAUAUGCAGAAUAACAAGGAUCUGGUCUUUUUGCCUCGGGAUAUUUUCUGGUUGAUUCUAGCCUACUUGUCCCCCGCUGAUCUCGUCCGUUGUCGCCGUGUCUCUCGGUCAUGGAAUGAAGCGUUCAGCAACCCGGACAUCUUGGUCCCGCUUAUGAGAAAGCAUUUCUUUUGGACAGAAGAAGUCAAGAAAUUACCAACUAGUUUCAUUGACACAAAUGAUUAUGGGGUUCGCAGUCUCUUUGACCAAGUCGCAACCCGAUAUCACCAUCUGGAACACGGGAAGCCCCGCUCCAUACAAAAGUACCGCCUGUGUGACGACUUCGGUGGUGCAGGGGACCGCGAAUGGUACCAGGUGCAGCCGUGGGAGUCGCACGCAAGUCAUGUCAGGCAGACUGUGGAUCGCCUGUUCUCCGAGGCGCUGUGGACAUACGAGGACGGGUUGCUAGUCUACCCUAGUGCUCAUCACCAAUGUUUGGUCCUCAUGGACUUGAACAAUGAUCGGCAUUUUAUGGUUCCGUUUAUCGUACACGGCAGAGUUGUCCGUAGGGUGCGAUUACAGAAGCGGUUACUGGUUGUUGAAUGGGCAGAACCGAAAGCUUUCCACUGGCUCAAUGAUAGUGACGGCGUGCAUCGCCAUUUUGCUUCGUCGUUCGACCUAAAGCGCAACUCCGACAAUGGAUGGAGUAUCGUUCCGCGUAACCAGUGGAAGAUCAUGUUUCUAGGACAUCCACUCAGCGAACGAGAUCGAUUCUUCUCCGCGCACAGUGAUACCUAUUAUGUGACUUAUAUCUGGCAGCCCAACCGCAGCUUAUACACUGCCGACGAAGACGCCCCUAUCGAAUCACUGUUUGUAUGGGAUAUCUCCAAGCCAUCUUCAUAUCAGCCAUCAUUGGACCCUACUGGACGCCAGACAGGACCAGAAGUCGACCAGUCUCCAUUCAUCGUGGCUCGGUUUGGUUUUCGGGACCUUGAAUUUUUUGGUGUGCGCCAACGUGGAUGCCCAAGCAUCCAACGACUCGAAAUUACCGACGACGGCGAAUCUAUCAUUAUAACAGAGAAUUUCGACUCCCGUAUUAUAACGCUUGAUCCCUUCGAGCUAUCCCAGGUCAUAAUCACCAGCAUUCCAUUACAAGGCUAUGGUCCCCACUGGCGACAAGGAAGUAAUCUACUCUUGCCGCCCUACCGUGGUAACUGCAGUCUGCAAACACCACCUCUGAGCUCUAUGGAUCUGUUUGUCGACAGUUGCUACGGCAUCAUCACACAGGUAACAGAUCUGAAUGCCGGGCUCAGCUUCUGUUUGCAUUUUGAUCCAAUUCAGUGGGAUUCGGAUGGAAGAGAUAAUGAACAUAAGGACCAGACAAUCUAUUUGUCGAUUCAGACCAUAGAUUCAAGAGUAACCACCGAGAACCAGGAUUUCACAGGCCGAGGGAAGAUCAGUGGUUGUGAGAGGUAUUUGAUAGGCGAGAAUCGUAAUCGUGAACUAGUCAUCUAUAGAUUUGAUCGAUAA
Molecule: messenger RNA, 1530 nt
Organism: Penicillium verhagenii
Lineage: Eukaryota; Fungi; Ascomycota; Eurotiomycetes; Eurotiales; Aspergillaceae
Product: F-box protein
Exons: 1
Coding region: 1-1530 (509 amino acids)
Molecular function (GO): protein binding
Source: RefSeq, a predicted model, not a curated record